Molecule: messenger RNA, 879 nt
Organism: Mesorhabditis spiculigera
Lineage: Eukaryota; Metazoa; Nematoda; Chromadorea; Rhabditida; Rhabditidae
Source: the annotation of a GenBank genome assembly
AUGGCGGGGCCGGUGCCCUUCCGGACAAGCCACGACAAGGCAAUGCCCUCCUACCCACCGAUCGUCUACUACCGGGAUACCUAUGGUUUUGAUGGGGUCGGAGAAUUGAAGCAUUCGGAAUCGAUGACAACAUGUAGUGAUGAUAGUAUCACGACGAAAAGUACAGUGCGCGGAUUGAAUGUCAACAUGAUCAACCCGAUGUACGUCAGCAAUGGUUCAAGAAAUACGAAUCUGACACAAAGUUACCACGUGGAGCAAGUCUACACCGAUCACGUCCUAUUCACGCACCCCCGAACGCUAUUAACCCUAACCUUAAUAAUGUUUGCAUCAGCUGUGCAAUUGUUAAUCUUCUCCAUAAUUUGUAUAUUCUACGAUGGAUCUCCUUAUUAUGUAUUGCCAGUCGUGGCUCUAAUUCUACUCGGGAAUACGGCUGUCGUGUUUCUAUUACAAAAGUAUUGGCCAACGAAGGGGAUGCUGUACGCUUCAUGCCUAACCACGUCCAUGUCAUUUAUCGAGAGCGUUGCCUUGUUCUUCUACUGCGCCUAUCUGAUAAACCUCGAAGACAGAUCCCUGGAUAAAAUUGGGGUUCGCCCGAAUCGGAUCGUCGCUUCCACCCAGAUCGCCAUGUACAGUCUGCACAUGAUUUUUGGGCCAAUACAUGCCGUCGCCUCACUCGUAUGCGCUAUUCUACUCAUCCAAAACUUGAAAGAGAUGGGCGAAAAUCGGGUAACGAAGGCGUACUUUUUGACGGAACCGCAAAUGGGCCAUCAGAAAAUCCUCGUCCCGAUUGAGCUGCGUCAUGUUCGAGACGUUGAUGAGGAUUCGCUAGAUGCAGCCUCGAUUGGAGUGCAAACCAGCGGCACACGAACUGUUGUCGUU